Penicillium egyptiacum is the source of this 196-nucleotide messenger RNA. The record is from the annotation of a GenBank genome assembly. NCBI's taxonomy places the organism in Eukaryota, Fungi, Ascomycota, Eurotiomycetes, Eurotiales, Aspergillaceae.
ACCCGGAUCAAGCAUAUCGACACGAUGUUCGCGAUCCUCUGGGGGUGGGACGGGGACGGGAUGCAGGGGGAGCUGGUGGAGCGACAGCACUGGGCGUCGAAGCCGUACCGCGAGUUGUUCCGCCGCAGCUUCGACGCGGUCGCGGCGACGCACUCCCACGAGACGGCGCAGGAAUGGCGCGCGCUGGUUCACGCGA